Molecule: messenger RNA, 2328 nt
Organism: Annulohypoxylon maeteangense
Lineage: Eukaryota; Fungi; Ascomycota; Sordariomycetes; Xylariales; Hypoxylaceae
Product: glycoside hydrolase family 125 protein
Exons: 3
Coding region: 507-2042 (511 amino acids)
Biological process (GO): carbohydrate metabolic process
Source: RefSeq, a predicted model, not a curated record
CCGGGGGUACCUAAUAACUUUGACAAAGAAUCAAAUCACAGUGAGUUACCGCCGCCGCGGUGUUCCCUCGAGAAUGCACCUUUGUACCCGCAUCGAACAAACCAGGCUUUUCCCCGCAUUCUCCUCGACCUAUCUCGGCUCCAAUCUUGUUUAUUUCCUCGAACCAUUGCAAUCGUGGCCGGUCAGACAGCCAGAUUAAACGUCAUAUGCUCUCUUUUUGCUCCGAGCAUUCCUGCAAGGGUUCAUAAACAUGGCCAGUCGGGAACCAUCACCAAGCUGCGUGUGUGACAGGGCUAGCUGUGCGUCGAUCUUCGGUCCAGACGGCAUGACCUAGAACAAACAAAGAGCAGAUCAUAUUGAUAAAUUCACAUUCAAAUAUUACUGGGCGCCUCGCCUCUUUCAAUCUGGAAAGUCCGAGACUCCAUGUCCUGCCUCUGAUGUAUUUACUUUUUCCCUGUUCAUGUAGAUACUAGGUACCUACCUUUAGGACCAUCACAGUUAAUACGAUGCCUCUCCCGCUUCUGUUACUUACCUUCUUCUCUGGUCUUCUUCGUACCGUCUCGGCGCAAUGUCCCGACUACGAUGACUAUUCUAAGACGACACACGAACCUUUCUCGGCUGGGAAGUACCAGCUCUCAUACCAGAGACCGGUAGCAGCAUGUCGAAAAUUCAACUCGUCGGACGUCGAAGCAACUAUUACGGAUAUGCAAGGAAUAGUCAAAGAUCCAGAUCUGUUCCGGCUUUUUCAAAAUGCGUUUCCGAACACAUUGGACACUACAGUGACAUGGAAAGGAUAUGCGGCCAAUGAUUCGACAGAAGAGCUUACCUUUGUCACGACCGGAGACAUUGUUGCCAUGUGGCUCCGUGAUAGCGCGAACCAGAUGCGCAGCUAUAAGUCAUUACUAAAGGCCGAUGACAGUCCAGACUCAUUAGCAUCUUUGUUCCGUGGCGCGAUCAAUCUGCAAUCGCGAUAUAUUAUCCACAACCCAUACUGCAAUGCGUUCCAAGCACCCACAGAAUCUGGUCUUCCGCCGGUAGACAAUGGGUAUGCGGACACCGAUAAAGUGACACCCCCUUACAAUACAAGCUUCGUCUUCGAAUGCAAGUACGAGCUCGACUCAAUUUCGGCUUUCUUGCAAUUAUCUCACGAUUAUUACGAUCAAACCGAAGAUGCCGACUUUUUCGGGAAAUUCCAAUGGGUUACCGCAAUUCAAACGAUUCUCGACGUUGCCGAAGGUCUCCUCGUCGGGACGUACGCUGACGAUGGCACCGUCAACAAAUCGCCGUACACGUUCCAACGAACAGCCACCAGCGCAACAGAGACGCUUGCGAACACAGGAGCCGGCAACCCCGUUAAAAGCGGCACCGGAUUGGUUCGUAGCGCGUUCCGGCCAUCCGACGACUCGACCAUCUACCAAUUAUUCAUUCCGGCGAACAUGCAAUUCUCCAGCUAUCUCGGGAAAUGCGCCAAUAUAAUGAAGGCGCACGAUGCUGAGCUAGCACAGCGCAUGAGCGACUUCGCCUCCAACGUCCGGAAUGGGAUCGAGACAUAUGGUAAGGUGCAGCAUCCGGUGUUGGGCGAGAUAUAUGCGUACGAAAUCGACGGGUUUGGGUCGAGCAACUUUAUGGACGAUGCCAACGUUCCGAGUUUAUUGAGUGCGCCAAUUCUGGAUUAUCUGGACGCCUCGGACGAGACGUAUCAGAACACGCGCAAAUUCGUCCUCUCGACGUGGAACCCGUAUUACAUGCACGGGCCUGUGCUAAAUGGUACCGGCGGCCCACAUGUCGGACCCGGAAAGGCGUGGCCAAUGUCAAUCAUCACGUCACUCUUGACUUCGGACGACGAUAGCGAGAUCGUCGCGGGGUUGCAGAUGCUCGUUUCCUCAACCGACGGCUUGGGGUUGAUCCACGAAUCUAUAGAUACGUUCAACGCAGCGACUUGGACUCGAGAAUGGUUUUCCUGGGCCAAUGGCUUGUUUGGUGAGAUGCUGUUAGGGCUGAAGGAUAGGAAACCUCAUUUACUCGAGACGAGUUUCCAGUAAGGCCUAGAGCGAGCUCGAGUGUAUAUGCGAGUAGUUAUAGAUGUCAUGUAUACAUAAUCGACACGUCACCCCUGAAAAUUACCUGCUGAUAGCAACUCACGUAUUAUUCGGUGACAGGAACUAACAUCUUGGAGGUGGUCGUACUGACUAUAGUCACUGCAAUAUGCGACUUUUAUACAUAGCAAGUGAAGUGGUCCAAUUGCAUUUAAUCCGAGUUUGCCGUCAGAAUUGCAACAUGAGUCGAGUCGCACGCAACCAGAGUUUCCUAACGCAGGAACAAUCUACG